Molecule: messenger RNA, 420 nt
Organism: Dicrocoelium dendriticum
Lineage: Eukaryota; Metazoa; Platyhelminthes; Trematoda; Plagiorchiida; Dicrocoeliidae
Source: the annotation of a GenBank genome assembly
AUGAGGUCGCAUACCGGCGGUGAUGCGACGGAAGGAAAUCAGACGAACGUUUCUCUAGAUACGACAGUCGGAGUCAGAAGCACCGGUUCGCAAGCCGGCACACAUGAGUUAACCGGAAGCGUCAAUUUGUUGUCAACCACACAUGACGCAUCGACCACUAACACCGUACCUGCAACCACAGUUGCGGUGAUGAGGUCGCAUACCGGCGGUGAUGCGACGGAAGGAAAUCAGACGAACGUUUCUCUAGAUACGACAGUCGGAGUCAGAAGCACCGGUUCGCAAGCCGGCACACAUGAGUUAACCGGAAGCGUCAAUUUGUUGUCAACCACACAUGGUGAGUCCUUCGCAACAACCGUAGUUAACCCUAGUUAUCAACGCGUAUUUUAUGUCAAAGACAAUUUCCAAUCCAUUGUCUUAUAA